AUGAGCACAAAGGCAGUCCACGAGAGCGAGAUCAGCAAGGCGGCCGUUGUGAAAGGACAGGUCCUGAUGGUCGCCACGAGCUGCGACAAGUUUUCAGACGGCACACCCACCGGCCUCUGGAUUUCUGAGCUGGCAGACCCGUUUUACACGUUUAAGUCCCAGGGCUAUGAUGUCACCAUCGCAUCCCCCAAGGGCGGGGCUGUGCCCAUAGACCCUACGAGCCAGGGGCAGGAGGCCAUGACGCCAGAGGCGCACCGCUUCGUGGGGGACGCUGAGGCAAGCCAGCAGCUCAAGAGCUCGGUGCCGCUGUCGUCGGUGAAGCAGGCGUCCAGCUACGACUGCAUAUACCUGCCUGGCGGCCACGGCCCAGUGUUUGACCUGGCAGAGGAUCAGACCCUCGCCCGCCUGCUGUCAGAGGCAUUCGGCGCGGGCAAGGUCGUCGCCGCGGUGUGCCACGGCCCGGCCGGCCUGCUGUCCGCCAAGGACCCCAAGAGCGGCAAGGCCCUGGUGGCAGGCCGCAAGGUCACCUCGUUCACGACAGAGGAGGAGAAGGCGGUGGGCAAGGACGGCAAGGUGCCCUACCUCCUUGAUGCGCGGCUGGCGGAGGCGGGGGCGCACUUCACACGGGGCCCGGCAUGGGGGGUGCACGUCGAGACGGAUGGCGGCCUGGUGACAGGCCAGAACCCCGCGUCGGCCGCCGCCGUGGCCGAGGCAGCGCUGCGCGUGAUGGCUGGGAGCUCGUGA
Molecule: messenger RNA, 744 nt
Organism: Monoraphidium neglectum
Lineage: Eukaryota; Viridiplantae; Chlorophyta; Chlorophyceae; Sphaeropleales; Selenastraceae
Product: putative chaperone protein HSP31
Exons: 8
Coding region: 1-744 (247 amino acids)
Source: RefSeq, a predicted model, not a curated record